This is a messenger RNA of Eucalyptus grandis, 2278 nucleotides long. RefSeq names its product dynamin-related protein 4C. The record is from RefSeq and is a predicted model, not a curated record. Gene Ontology annotation, molecular function: GTPase activity; GTP binding; microtubule binding. Gene Ontology annotation, cellular component: cytoplasm; membrane; microtubule. Lineage: Eukaryota; Viridiplantae; Streptophyta; Magnoliopsida; Myrtales; Myrtaceae.
CACAUCUCCAUAGAACGAAAUCAUCAUUUCCCAUUUUUGAUUUCAUCGAUCGAGCUCAUUCAAAGUUCCAAGGAAAAUUUCUAGAGGCCGCAAACCAUGGGUGAUGACUGGGCUCCCGCUUGCGGUGUACUCGAAGUCGAACCCCUGUCCUUUGCCCGCCCGGCGCCUCUCGCCGACUCCUACAAUGACCGGAUCCGCCCCCUGCUCGACGCGGUCGACAAGCUACGAAACCUCAAUGUCAUGAAGGAGGGCAUCCCGCUCCCCACCAUCGUCGUCGUCGGCGACCAGUCCUCAGGGAAAUCGAGCGUCCUCGAGUCCCUCGCCGGCAUCAACCUGCCGCGGGGGCAGGGCAUAUGCACCCGCGUCCCUCUCAUCAUGCGGCUCCAAGACAACCCCGACGCCGACCGCCCCGAGCUCUACCUCGAGUUCAACGGAAAAGUCGUCCACACGGACGAGGACAACAUCUCCGUGGCCAUUAACGAAGCCACCGAUGAGAUCGCGGGCAAUGGGAAGGGCAUAUCGAACGCCCCGCUGACUCUGGUCGUCAAGAAAGACGGCGUCCCGGACUUGACCAUGGUCGACUUGCCUGGAAUCACGAGGGUGCCCGUGCACGGCCAGCCGGAGGACAUCUACGAGCAGAUAUCGGCGAUGAUAAUGGAGUACAUAAAGCCUGAGGAGAGCAUCAUCCUCAAUGUCUUGUCCGCGACCGUUGACUUCUCAACCUGCGAGUCCAUAAGGAUGUCGCAAAUGGUGGACAGGACCGGCAGGAGGACUCUGGCCGUCGUCACAAAGGCUGAUAAAGCUCCGGAGGGCCUCCUCGAGAAGGUGACGGCCGAUGAUGUCAAUAUAGGGCUCGGUUAUGUGUGCGUAAGGAACCGGAUUGGUGACGAGACCUACGAAGAAGCGAGGCUGAUAGAGGCGAAGCUGUUCGAGACGCACUCUCUUCUGUGCAAGAUUGACAAGUCCAUCGUUGGUGUGCCUGUCUUGGCACAAAAGCUGACGCAGAUUCAAGCCACCAUUAUGGCCAAGUGUUUGCCGGAGAUCAUCAAGAAAAUCAAUGACAAGUUGAACGCGAAUGUUGCUGAGCUUAAGAAAUUGCCCAAGAAUCUGUCCUCUGUCGCGGAGGCCAUGACAGCCUUCAUGCAGAUCCUGGGGUCUGCGAGGGAGUCGCUGAGGAAAAUCUUGCUGAGAGGCGAGUUCGAUGAGUAUCCAGAAGAGAAAAACAUGCACUGCUCGGCCAGGCUAGUGGAGAUGCUGAACGAAUACUCCAGUGAGCUCCAAAACUGCGCCGAGAAUGACCCGAGGACCAACUUCCUUUUGGAGGAAUUGGAGGUCUUGGAAGAGGCCAAAGCGAUCGGGCUCCCGAAUUUCCUCCCUCGCACAGCCUUUCUCACCCUUUUGCAGCGGAAGGUGAAGGGGAUAUCGAGCAAGCCACCGAGUUUUGUGGCUCGUGUUUGGGAAUAUAUUGAGGGAGUGGUAAUUCGGGUGUUGAUGCGACACUGCGAGAAUUAUCCUCAGCUUCAGUCGUCGACAAGAAGAGCAGCAUCCAAUCUGAUCAACAAGAUGAAGGAGAAAGCGAUGGAUAGGAUGAUGGAAAUUGUUGAAAUGGAGAACCUCAGUGACUACACCUGCAACCCUGAGUACAUGUUGGAGUGGAACAGCUUGAUGUCCCAGCAGAACAAAUUCAUGGACGCGAUCAACAAAGUGUCGGAGCCUAGCAACAUUGUCCUCGGGAUCGGCGAGGUCGAUGUGGAAAACCUGAGGCAUCGCAAGCUGCAUAUUCAGGAGGCAUUCGAUCUGAAGAUGAGGAUUACCGCGUACUGGAAGAUUGUGCUGCGGAGGUUCGUUGACUCGAUGGCGCUGCAUCUGCUGUUCAGCGUGCAGAACCUGGUGAACAGCGACAUGGAGAAGGAGAUCGUGGGCGAGCUGAUCGGGCCCAAUAGCAGCGGCAGCAUCGGGAGGAUGCUGGAGGAAGCACCGUCGGUGGCAGCCAAGCGCGAUAAGCUGAACAGGAGCGUCAAGCUGUUGAGGGAUUCUGCGGCGGAGGUGGCCAAGAUUAUGGACAUAAUUUCUACUGAUGGGGACUACAGUGAUUGAUCGGCGUUGUUCUAGUGGGUUUUCUGUUUUCUUUCUAUGAGUGUGCUCUGUUUUCGACUGGCCUUUAACUAGCUUCCUAGGAUAAGGUGUUUUUCCUAGGAAGUGUAUGAUUGUGUUACUUUUGUUGUUCUAGUAAUCAGCUUUUCAAUGUCAGUUUUAAAGGUUGUUUCGUGUGUGCAAA